Leptonychotes weddellii (Weddell seal) is the source of this 2821-nucleotide messenger RNA. NCBI's taxonomy places the organism in Eukaryota, Metazoa, Chordata, Mammalia, Carnivora, Phocidae. The record is from RefSeq and is a predicted model, not a curated record.
CUGUGUCUGGUUCCCUCCCUGAGCAUCGUGGGCUCGGGAUCCGUCCCCGGGGCAGCGUGCGUGGGCGCCUUGCUCCCGUUCAUGGCCAAGUAACAUGCCUGCGCGUGGGGGACCGUGUGUGUAUCUGUUCAUCCAUCGAAGGACACUCGGGCCGUGAGCGCACCUUCUGGCUGCUGGUGGACGCUCUGCCGUGAGCAGGCGUGUGCAGGCUUCUUUGUGGACGUGUGUUCUCCGUGUUCCUGGGCGCGUGGCUGGGCGUGGAGUGGAGCAGCUGCUGGCUGGACAGUGACUGCUGGGGUUUUUACCCACCCCACCUAGGAGCCGGCACCCCGGCCAGCAGUGUCCCAGUGGCAGGCUCCUUUACUUGUCACCUGUUUUGUUUUCAUCGGACAGAGUUGUACUUUUGGAGGAGCAAGUGAGACGUGUAUUUUGCCGUGGAGACUGGGAGCUUCUGCGGCCCAUGCGGGCUGUGGGGCCCUGGGCAUGGUGUGUGCUGGGAGCAGAUUCAGAGUCGGCACCGUGGACCCUCCGGUGGGCCCUGCCUGGCACCAGGGGCCCUCUACGCCUUCCAGUCCUCGUGGCUGCCACCAGCGCCCCUGGUUCUGCGUGCUUACCAGACUGUAGCGUGAGCUCAGGACAUAGCGCGGUGGGCGAGGAUGUCCCGUGCCCUCCAGCGGGCCUGGCUGAUGAAUGCCCGCGGUUCUGUGCAGCAGAGGAGCGUGCUGGGAGGCGCGUCGUGAAAGGUAGAAGCCCACAGUUGUCAGACAAUUGCAGCCUUUCCCAGUCCACGGGGAGGGGCGGGGAGGGGGGCGGUCCACUGCAGGAUGCCAGCAGGCCGUGUGGUGUGGGCACACAGUGGCAACAAGGAUUCUCCAGAGUCACGUCGAGAUGACCAGUAAUUGAGGUCUGACGUUAUCCGAGCCGAUCCUGACCGACAGGGACACAAUGCGAGGUACAGACAUAACGUGAAACAUUCUAGAAGCCACCAUCCCAAAAAGUGCACAAAGAAACAGGUGGAAUUAGUGUUGUCACCUGAGCACACGGCCAACAUGAAGACAGUUGACGAGACUGUUCGUGCUUUUUCUCACUGAGUCUACGAGACCCGGUGUGCCUGUUCACGGUGACACAUGUCACGGGGGACAAAGUUGUCAGUGACGGUUUAAGUUCUGCAAACCAAGAGUUGGCAGGAUCUGAGCGCGAGCAUGGCCAGUGAUGCGUUCUCUGCGGGCCGAGCUCUCGGACGAGCCUUCAGAUGCCGCACGCUCCUGGGACCUGGGACGGACUCCUCCGGCUCACCCGGGCCUUCUGCACCUGACGGAUGAUGCUCUGCUCCGAUCUCUGUCUCCCACAGUCGGAGCCGUGCCGCGGAAGGACCCCGCCCCGGGCCUCAUGGAGCAGCGUGGGGACGAGAAGACCCGGAGCCCCGAGCAAGAGCCCGAGCCGUGGCAAGCCCUCCCGGUCCUGUCCGAGCAGCAGUCCGAGGACGUGGAGCUGGUGCUGGCCUACGCCGCACCCAUCCUCGACAAGCGCCAGACGUCACGCCUCCUCCGGGAGGUGUCGGCCGUCCACCCGCUGCGCGCCCAGCCUCACCUCAAGAGGGUGCGGCCCAGCCGCGAUGCCCGCCGACCGCACGCGCUGGAGCUGCUGCUGUGCCUGGCGGGGCCGGCCGCAGGUGCCAGAUCGCUCGCUGAGCUCCUCCCGCAGCCGGCCGUGGACCCCCGGGGCCUGGGGCAGCCCUUCCUGGUGCCGGUGCCAGCCCGGCCGCCCCUGACCAGGGGCCAGUUCGAGGAGGCGCGCGCCCACUGGCCCACGUCCUUCCACGAGGAUAGGCAGGUGACUCGCGCCUUGGCCGGGCGGCUGUUCUCCGCGCAGGAGCAGACGGCGAUGCAGGGCCACAUGGAGCGGGCUGUGUGGGCCGCGCGGCAGGCGGCGGCGCGGGGCCUGAGGGCAGUGGGGGCUGUGGUGGUGGACCCGUCCUCCGGCCGCGUGCUGGCCACCGGCCACGACUGCAGCAACACGGCCAGCCCCCUGCUGCACGCCACCAUGGUGUGCAUUGACCUGGUGGCCCAGGGCCAGGGCCGGGGCGCCUAUGACCUCGGCCCCUACCCUGCCUGCUCCUUCGCCCCAGCCCUCGCCCCCCUGGGCGUCCGCGUGGGCUCUGUGCGCAAGCUGGACGAGGACGGGGACGUGCGUGCGGACAGCCUGCCCUACGUGUGCACCGGCUACGACCUCUACGUCACCCGCGAGCCCUGUGCCAUGUGCGCCAUGGCCUUGGUGCACUCGCGCGUGCAGCGUGUCUUCUAUGGGGCGCCCUCGCCCGAUGGCGCCCUGGGUACCCGCUUCCGCAUCCACGCCCGGCCUGAUCUCAACCACCGCUUCCAGGUGUUCCGUGGGGUCCUGGAGGCCCAGUGCCGCCGGCUGGACCCUGGCUCGUAGGCGGCCGUGCCCGCUGCCUCUGGAGCUUGCCCUGCCGCCAGCGGCUCAGCCUCCCCUCGGGCCCCCCCGGCAGGCCUCCGCCUCUCUCACUGUCGCCCAGGCGGCCGUGACCCUGCGGGUCAGUGUUAAGGACGGCGCGCGUCUCCACCCCGAGGCCGGACCCCACGCUGUUCCCGCUGGUGUGUGGGGACGCGUUUCUGCCCCGACUGAGCUUUUCCCUGGGCUUGAGCUUCGUGGGGUCCAGCCUGGGCGGGGGGCUGGGCACUCGGACUUCUCCAACCAGCCACCUUUUGCCCCAAGCCCGAGGGUCUGCCGGGACAGAAUCUCCUCCGUCCCGGGUGUCAGGAGACGGCUCUGUUUGUGAAAAUAAACAGCCCCAAACCAG